Messenger RNA from Pteropus alecto (black flying fox), 2178 nucleotides. RefSeq names its product phosphoprotein membrane anchor with glycosphingolipid microdomains 1 (gene PAG1). The record is from RefSeq and is a predicted model, not a curated record. Gene Ontology annotation, biological process: intracellular signal transduction; negative regulation of T cell activation. The coding region runs from base 284 to 1327 and encodes 347 amino acids. The transcript is spliced from 9 exons. NCBI's taxonomy places the organism in Eukaryota, Metazoa, Chordata, Mammalia, Chiroptera, Pteropodidae. Gene Ontology annotation, cellular component: plasma membrane; membrane raft.
GCCACCGGCUGCGCUCAGCCGAGCGCGCUCCCCAAGAAGGCGCCGUGUCUCCUGCGUCCCAGCGAGUUGACUGCAGUUUCUGAAGUUGGAGGGAGCCCUGCGAAGGGGAGGCCGAGAAGGAAGGAGGAAAACCCCUCAGCGCGGCCUUGCAGAGGGAUGACUCUGCCGGAACUUUGAAUGCUCGUUUGGACGAACUUUUCUCCAAGGAGGACGCAGCCCUCGGCCCCCAUGCCACCAGCUCUGCAGGACUGACACUCGGCGGGUGCCACCACCUGCUCCCACCAUGGGCCCCUCGGGGGGCGUGCUGGCCGGCGGACACACGCAGAUCGUCCUGUGGGGAAGUCUGGCGGCCGUGGCCACUUGCUUGCUCGUCGCCCUCCUCAUCUUCCUGUGCUCCAGCUGUGACAGAGAGAAGAAGCCGAGACAGCACAGCGGGGACCACGAGAACCUGAUGAACGUGCCUUCGGACAAGGAGGUGUUCAGCCGGUCGGUCACGAGCCUGGCCACGGACGCCCCUGCCAGCAGCGAGCAGAACGGGCUGCUCACCAACGGCGACAUUCUCUCAGAGGACAGCGCCGCGACCUGCGGGCAGCACUACGAGGAGGUGCAGACGUUGGCAUCGGACCUGCUGGACGCGCCGGACAGCGCGGGGAGGCCCGCGCCCCAGGCCCCGGACGGAGCCGAUGUCGCCGAGUACGCCUCCGUGGACAGGAACAGAAAGUACUGGCAGAGCGUCGAUGCGGAGAACGUCCCCCAAAAUCCAGGGGACCCCGAAGAGGAGGCCCCGCCCCCGGUCCCUGUUAAACGUCUGGACGAGAACGAGAACCUUCAGGAGGAGGAGGAGAGGAAGGCCACAGAGGGCCGCGCCCCCGAGGGGCCCGCCUCGGACACCAGCAAGAGAUUUAGCUCACUGUCCUACAAGUCCCGGCACGAAGACCCGACUCUUACAGAAGAGGAGAUCUCGGCCAUGUACUCCUCCGUGAAUAAACCCGGGCAGUGCGGGAACAGACCGGGACAGUCGCUGAAAGCCUCGGAGUCCAGCCGCAUGUGCGACCCAGGAGCCGCUCAGAGGUCCCCGUCUUCCUGCAGUGACCUCUACGCGACCGUCAAGGACUUCGAGAAGACCGCCCGCAGCGCCAGCCUGCUCCCCGCGGCAGGGAGGCCCCGGGAGGACUCGGAGCCUGACUACGAGGCGAUACAGACUAUGGACCGAGAGGAGGAAAAGGCCGCCCCCGAGGCCAGCGGCCGCCCCGGCUCCGGCCCGCGGGAGAGCGACUAUGAGAGCAUCGUGGACGUGCAGCAGGGCAGGGAAGUCACCAGGCUCUAGCAGCCCCGAGGACACCCCAGAGCCCGGGGCCAGCGGUCGGGGACAUCUCUCCUGCACACAAGAAGCCGCGACGUCACCAUCACCGCCCACGCGGCUUGAGUGAGCCGAAGCCCGUGCAGAUGCCAGACAGUCUCUCAGCGUCGGGGACAGUGAGGUGCGCACCUGCUGCCCGAGGCUGUGCCCGAGCACAUGGCCCUGUGUCAGCGGAAGAGCUGCUCCCGCCAAGACGCAGCCCACCUGCCUAACACUGCCGUUCCGGUGACCCAGGCUCCCGUUCUUCCGCCCCCGGUGGCCGCCCGCCGUCUUCCCCUUAGACUCUUCUGAUGGCUCCUGCUCCGUCCCGCGGAAGUCCUCCCGCAGGCCUGGACCUGGCCUUCGCCGUGAGAAGCCCUGGUCGCGGGUGCCGUCAGCUCGCCGUCCUCUUCCGGGGCGCCCCUGGAGCGCCGAGGCCUUCGCGCCUUCCGGUUCGCACGCUCCGUGCCAGCAGCGUCCCCCCGAAGCACUUGAAGCCGUUUUCAGAUUCUUUAUUUUUAUUUUCGCCAUCAAAACGAUUUUCUUUUUCCCCGAGCGUUUGAAGCUCUUCAGAACUCUUGCAGUGUUUUCCACAAACGUCGUGAUACUUCUCUGCUUGUCUUAGCCCCGAUCCCACUCCCCCAGAACUGAGAGCCUCAGCCCUCACGUUGGGACAGGGACCACACGUCUGGACGGCGGCCACGGCGUCCGUCUCUGCGGACUCGCGAGCGUGUUCCUCGUGGGCGCUGCUGGUACACCAGCAGCGUGGGCCGCACGAGUUAACCGCUGCCCUAAUCUAUCUCAGAUUAAAAUGCAAACGUUUAUUUUUCUUAUAUAAA